GAGCCCUUCGCCAACAUGGCGGCGUCGGCUUCUACUCCACUGCGUGCCCUACAUCAAGAUGGCGGCGACGGCGUCCUCGGUUGUUUGCCCUCCAUGGAGAUGGCGUCGGCUGCAGGACGAACCGCACGUGUGGCUCGGAGGCUGGCGGAAGAAAUCCGCGCGGAGAAGAAAGUACGAGAAGCGCAGAAGCCUUCGGCGACCGGUGGGACCCUGCGGGAGUUACGGGCUCAGGUGGUCCGAGACGACCCGGAACUCAUCCUGAUCAAUAAACCCUAUGGACUCCCUGUACAUGGGGGGCCCUCCACUCGGCAGAGCGUGGCCUCGUUGCUCCCGGCCCUCACCGAGAUGCUGUUUGGAAGGGGCUCCGAGCCCCUCAAGCUUUGCCAUCGUCUGGACAGAGACACCACGGGGACGUUGAUCCUCGCACGGAGCACAGAGGCUGCGGAGCGAGUGCAAAGAGCGCUGAGGGAGCGCACGGCCCAGAAGGUGUAUUGCUUUCCCCGCAGGGCUCUUUGUCUUGGGGUCCCCAGCCCGUUGGAGGGGAUCAUAGACAUUCCUAUAGUGGAGCGAGAGACGGAGGGUCCUCAGAGACACUACAAGAUGUCUCUGUCUCCGCGCUUCCAAGUCUCAGAAGACGGUGUUCUGAAGAAAGGCCGAGUUUGCCGUUCGGCGCGAGAGGCCGUGACUUGUUACCGUACCGCGGGGGAGUCGGCAGGAGCCUCCCUGCUGGAGCUCCGUCCUGUCACAGGGGUGAAACACCAGCUGCGGGUUCACCUUGCGUUCGGUAUGAACUGUCCGAUCCUGGGAGACCAUAAAUACUCCCACUGGGGCCGACUUGCCCCGCAGAAGCCCCCCAAGACGGUUCUCCAGGCUCUCGGCCUGUCUGCCGCUGGCGCGCGCUCUCUUCUGCUGCACCUCCAUGCUGCGCAGAUCAGCCUCCCGGCGGCGCGGGGAGAUACCCCCAUCGUGUUACGGUGUUUGCCCCCGAAGUUCUUCAUGAGCACUUUGCGCAGACUGCAGAUCCCCCCCCCCACAGCUGCAGAGCAUUGACGUUCAUGCGCAGUAGCAGAAGCCUCUCCCGUCGCGGCCCAGAACUCUGUGUGACUAAAUGUACGAAGCGACGGCUUCGGGAUGAAAAAGUGUUUAAUAAAAUCUGCAUUGUAAUCAUUUUCGGUACAAA
Messenger RNA from Spea bombifrons (plains spadefoot toad), 1180 nucleotides. RefSeq names its product RNA pseudouridine synthase D4 (gene RPUSD4). Gene Ontology annotation, biological process: pseudouridine synthesis. The transcript has 7 exons. Lineage: Eukaryota; Metazoa; Chordata; Amphibia; Anura; Pelobatidae. The coding region runs from base 16 to 1050 and encodes 344 amino acids. Gene Ontology annotation, molecular function: RNA binding; pseudouridine synthase activity. The record is from RefSeq and is a predicted model, not a curated record.